Zonotrichia albicollis (white-throated sparrow) is the source of this 7620-nucleotide messenger RNA. The record is from RefSeq and is a predicted model, not a curated record. Lineage: Eukaryota; Metazoa; Chordata; Aves; Passeriformes; Passerellidae.
CCACAGCCCCGCGGAAGCCCCAGCCUCUGGUGGGGGAGCGGCGCGGGCUGAGCUGGGGCGGGGAGGAGCUGAGCGAUCCCCGGUGCCCGCGCCGGGGGGAGGCGGCCUCGCAGUGUGUGGGUGAAAGUCGGGGACAGCCCCGGCUGUUGCGGGGGCGGCCCCACGGGGUGCGGGGAUUGUGCCCGUCCAGGGCUGGGGCUCCGGGGGCCGGGCCGGCGCUGUUGUUCGCGGGGGAGUCUGGUCGGGGCACCUGGGGGCUGCAGGGCUGUACUCCUUUGUUGCGGCCCGCCUAUGCGGGGUCGAGUUUUGUCCUUCGCCUCUCUUUCCUCUUGUCUCGGAGAAAAGUUUCAGCUUCUCGCGGGCGCGCUCGGAUCCGCUUCUCCCCCUGCUCUGCUGUAGUGCCGGCUUUCAGCAACUUCCUCCUGUAGUUCCAACCUUUUCAAGUUGAGUUUUCCAGCGUGGUCAAGUUCACUGCUGGAGAGUUUUCUUUAUUAUCAGCGCUUCAAAAGUUUUGGAUUUUUUGCGGCCACUUCCCCCCCAUUCCGUGCAAUUUUCAUGACUUCUGAUGUUGUGACUGUUCUUUUUGUGAGAAGUAGUAAACUUGUGAAACCAGUUUCACUUUCAGGUUUUUGCUUUGAAAGUUAGAAAUACCUACUACAAAGCAUAUGGUGAUUAUAGUAAAAAAUUCUGUGUGUGAAAAAGCAAUUUAUUUUAAAAUGUGGCUGGCAACUGUUAAAAUUUUUCAAAUCUAAGCCUAGUCAAAAUUGAAAGCCGCAGGGCAAUCUCUUGUAUUUUAAAUUAAAAUUAUUUUGCACGUUUGAGGACCUGCAUUUACCUACUUAUUGUAUUCAACAGUUUGAUUUUGACUUAAAAGGAAUGAGCUAAGGCUAUGAGAGUCUAAUCUGGAGCCUUCAAUGAGAACUAAAAUAAUAUAUUCCCUUAAGAAGGCAAUAAAACUUGGCAGGUUAAUGUCCAUACUCAUUUCUUCAGCCUGGGCAUCGUUUUGAGGAAGUGGGUAAUGUAGGCUGUAGGAAACUAUGCAGAGGGAUCUUGUUUCCCAGGAACAGUUUAGGUGCUGUUCUUGAGAAUAUGUGGGCUUGUGCACAUGCUGAAAGAUUGCAAACUGGAAGUAAGAAUUCUCCUCAUUGUUCCCUAAAGAGCAAGGUGCCCCUGGCAGGAGUGGUAACAUUCAGAGAAGUUCUCUCUCAUUGGCUUUCAUUUCUCUUACCUUCUAAAAUUUGAUUUAAUUUUGCAAGGCUUUUCAUAUCUUCUGCAAACCACUACUGCAUUCCUUCAUUUCUCAGGUAAGUUGGAACACACUGGGGAUGUGGGAUCCUUUGCUGAACCUGGCUCUGAGUGGAAUGAAUUUAGGUGUUGAAGACUUUGAUUUUGGGUUGGUGGUGGUUUGGGGGUUCUUUGUAUUUAAAUUUGUUAUUUCAUUUGGGGGUUUGUUUGUUAAUUUUAACGGUAACGCAGUGUUUAAAGUGAAAUAUUUGCCUCUUCCUUUGCCGUACUCCUGUAAAGGCCUUAUAGAAAUGUAAUAGAGUUUGUAACAGAUUUUCAGUUUUAUCAAAACUCAGAUAUUUCACAGAUUAAUCAUCACACCCCUCCCCUCCAAAAUUUCCUGCUAAUGUGAUAUAUUUUUUUAUGAAAGAGUCUCCCCUCUUGUGUGAAACCCCCUGGGGAAGAGGCUAUGGACAAAACCAUUGACAAACAGCAGAAACUGGCUUCAGACAAAAUGCUGUCAUACAUAGCAAAUGAAGAGACAGGAAAAAACAUUUCUGUAAUUUUCCAGCAGAGAUUUUACUUAUAAUAAGAGUGGAAGGCACAUUUCCAGAUAGAGGACCUGCAGCUGCUGUGGGGAGAUGCUGCUUCAGACAGACAAGACAGAACGUAGUUCACAAGUGGAAAGGAAACACCGAGACUCGUUCGGGAUGUUUGACGGUUAUGAUAGUUGUAGUGAGGACACCAGCAGCAGCUCCAGUUCAGAUGAAAGUGAGGAGGAGGUUGCUCCUUUGCCAUCCAGUCUCCCAAUUAUCAAGAACAACGGGCAAGUUUAUACUUAUCCAGAUGGCAAAUCUGGCAUGGCUACGUGUGAGAUGUGUGGGAUGGUUGGUGUCCGAGAUGCUUUUUACUCUAAAACCAAGCGCUUCUGCAGUGUGUCGUGCUCCAGAAGCUAUUCCUCCAACUCCAAGAAGGCCAGCAUUCUGGCCAGGCUUCAGGUAGCGGGUAAACCUCCAACGAAGAAGGCUAAAGUUCUACAAAAACAGCCCUUAGUGGCUAAAUUAGCAGCAUAUGCCCAGUACCAAGCAACUUUACAAAACCAGGCAAAGACAAAAGCAGCAGCUGUCCCUGUGGAAGGUUUCAGCUGGGGUAACUACAUCAAUAGUAACAGCUUUACAGCAGCUCCUGUUACCUGCUUUAAACACGCGCCCAUGGGGACUUGCUGGGGUGAUAUUGCAGAAGGAGUGCGAGUGGAGGUUCCAAACACUGACUGCAGCCUACCUACCAAAGUCUUCUGGAUAGCUGGAAUUGUAAAAUUAGCAGGCUACAAUGCUCUGCUGAGAUAUGAAGGAUUUGAAAAUGAUUCGAGUCUUGACUUCUGGUGCAACAUUUGUGGGUCUGACAUCCACCCAGUUGGUUGGUGUGCAACCAGUGGGAAGCCCUUAGUUCCUCCUCGCAGCAUCCAACACAAAUACACAAACUGGAAAGCUUUUCUAGUGAAACGACUUACUGGUGCCAAAACACUUCCUCCUGACUUUUCUCAGAAGGUGUCUGAGAGUAUGCAGUACCCAUUCAAAACUUCCAUGAGGGUGGAGGUAGUGGACAAGACGCACCUCUGCCGGACAAGAGUGGCAGUGGUGGACAGUGUUGUUGGGGGCCGCCUGAGAUUGGUGUAUGAAGAGAGUGAGGACAAAACUGAUGACUUCUGGUGCCAUAUGUACAGCCCACUCAUUCAUCAUAUUGGCUGGUCUCGAAGUAUAGGACACAGGUUCAAAAGAUCUGAUAUUACAAAGAAACAGGACGGACAUUUUGAUGCACCCCCACACUUAUUUACGAAGGUCAAAGAGGUUGAUGCAGCUGGAGAGUGGUUUAAAGAAGGAAUGAAAUUGGAAGCUAUAGACCCCCUAAACCUUUCAGCAAUAUGUGUGGCAACUAUCAGAAAGGUAUUAGCAGAUGGCUAUCUUAUGAUUGGGAUUGAUGGCUCAGAAGCAGCAGAUGGGUCUGAUUGGUUUUGUUACCAUGCCACUUCCCCUUCUAUUUUCCCUGUUGGUUUCUGUGAAAUUAACAUGAUUGAGCUAACUCCGCCCAGAGGUACAGGUUAUGCAAAACUCCCUUUUAAAUGGUUUGACUACCUCAGGGAAACUGACUCAAUAGCUGCACCAGUAAAGCUCUUCAAUAAGGAAGUUCCAAACCAUGGCUUUCACGUUGGCAUGAAGCUGGAGGCAGUGGAUCUGAUGGAGCCUCGCCUGGUGUGUGUGGCCACAGUAACGCGCAUCAUUCACCGGCUGCUGAGGAUACACUUUGAUGGGUGGGAAGAUGAAUAUGAUCAGUGGGUGGAUUGUGAGUCCCCAGAUCUGUACCCUGUGGGAUGGUGUCAGCUCACUGGAUACCAGCUCCAGCCUCCAGCGCCACAGUCAUCAAGAGAUAGCCAGUCAAGUUCGUCCAAACAGAAGAAAAAAGCUAAAUCACAACAGUACAAAGGACAUAAGAAAAUGACUUCAUUACAGCUGAAGGAGGAGUUGCUGGAUGGAGAGGAGUACAGCUUCCUGCAGGGGACGUCUGACCAGGAAAGCAAUGGCUCUGCCAGCUAUUACAUCAAACAGGAGCCCUGAGGCAGCUCCCUGGAGUGAGGGGCACAGCAUCGGGGACAGGAAAAGAACCUUUCACCAACACUGACUGAUUCUGUUUCCACUUGGAUGGUGCAGUUCAGGUGACUGUGCCUGGGGCGCUUUGCUAAAUGUAGAUGAAUUAGACUCGGUUCAGAAUUUUUUGGAACAGUGUGGAAACUAUUUUAGUGAAAAAGAUUUUUCAAUUUAUUAAAAACAAAAACAAAGGACACUUUUGUGUUGUAUUUGAAGCUUUUGAAAGAAUUUUGUAAUAUUUUCAAGUUCAGAUUUAUUGUGCAUUGUUAACAAGAACUGAAAUUCUAGUUUUUUUGUAAGAUUAAAGUUUAUUUAGCAUGAUUGUGGGAAGCAGUUGGAGGAAGAUAUAGUUGCAAAUACAAAUGAACUGUCAUAGCAAAUGAACCUUUUUGGUACAAGUUGGGAGACUGUUGUACUCUUGUGAACUGCACUGGUCACGUCUCUGUUUUUUUAAUUGUGAAAAUAAGGCUUUAAAGCCCCGAUUUAAAGGCAUAAAUUAUAUACGGAAGACAGUCCUGUAAAGCUCUACUCAGUGAGUAGCCCCAAGUGCAACGGAGCCAUCACCUGAGGAAGAUUUUACAUUUUCAAGGUGUUUUUAUUUAGUUUAAAAUACCCUUUUUGAUAUAAGGUUUUUGGUUUUUUAACAUUUUUUAGGGGCUGAUUCAGUGCCCAUUAAUAUCAGUAGCCUUGUCUCCGCCGACUGCAGUGGGCAUUGGAUUUGAUCUAUAAAGCUCUUGUCUGUAUAUGAAUGUCUGUAGUCUUGGAAUGCUUCAGCAAAUGUUUACAGAGCCCUAUACCAAACUGGAACUUCAGAGAAUUCUGUGAUUGGAAGAUUAGUUGUAGCUCUGAAUUUUGACUGAAGAAGCAGCUUAGAUGGACAGUCACUAAGGAUUCGCUUGGUAGUGGGAAGGAACUUGUGAGUAUUCUUGUGAUUUUUUUUUUUUUUCCCCCCCAUUCAGAAAGCCCUAAAUGUUUCUUUACCAUCUUAAAUAUUUAUAUGUGAUCAUUCAGAUGAUGUGCCAUAUGGUUUCAGGUGACCUAAAAGGAGCCCUACAUUGUGGAUUAAAAAUAAGUUCAGUCCUGCAUAACCUGCAAUAUUCAUGUCUUGCUGCAAUAGUGUAACACAGGAGUUGAGAACAGUAUCAAAAUCACAUGGUUUUAGUCUAUAAUUCAGAAACUGGAUUUGCCUAUUGCCUGGAAUUCUUGUCUCAUGUCAAGCAUCCCAUUGCCCCCCAACUGGUCAACUUCCAGAUUUUUACAAGGCAAAAGUCACAUAAAAGGGUGAAAAUGAUGAGCAUUUAAGCACAAAGUAUUUUUGCAGGAGCUUUUAAUAAUUUGGAUUUUAUCUUUCCAUAUUUUAAACUUUUGUACAUUUUUGUAAAUGGAGUUGAUGAGUGAAGUGUUUGAUCAGCCCUGCAGAGCUGUGACUGGAAGAAUGUGCAUCAAGAGCUUUAGCUUUUACUGGUAAGGUUCAUUAACUAAACUCUCAGGAAUUAUAAAUUCUGUAAGUGCUUCUGGGUCUUCACAGGUUCCCUUCAGAGCAGUACAAUGAUCAUCUGACUCUUGACCAGAAAUUAAGGCUUAAAAAAAAAAUUGAUCAAAAAUUAUUAACAUCUGUAUCCUACAGCCUAAGAAAUGUUUUAAGGAUAUCAACCCACAAAGCCCCGGGAGACCAUUUUUUUGUAUAUUGUUGUUUGAGCUUAAAAAAAUAGUGCAUAGAAAGUUGAAAACCAGCAAUUUGAUUAUUUUCUAACAUAUCGCUCCAACUUUGGGUACAUAGCAUUGGUGAUAUACACAGGUUUACCUCAUUCUAUGCAAGGGGGGUUAAUUAUGUAAAGUUUUGUAUUUACUACAGGAAGUAAAGCAUGUGCUGUAUAGUUUAGGAAUGUCUGGAAUUCUUUCCUCCCUUACUGGUAAAAUUUCUUAAAUUACAACCUGUUUUUAACAACAGCUUCUUCUAUUGACAGAAUCUGUUAAUCUGAUUACAAGAAUCUGUAACUUCAGGUGGUAAAGGCAUUUUAGCUCGCUAAAAUAGCCAUAAAAAGGACUUUGUUGGACCUGGUAGUCUUCAAAUAGCUCAUCUCAGAUUCUGACCCACGAUGUUUAUUUUGAACAUCAAAAUAAACAGCCUAGAUUGGAGAACUAGGAUUAGAGACCAUUGUAGUGACAGUUUGAGCCUUGCUUGUUUUCUUGUGUUCUCAAUUUAAUCUGCUGUAAAAUCCAGCUCUGCAAGCAUUGAUUUCAUUUGGUAAGUAUAGCACUAUUGAUUUUUUAUUUUUUUUUUUUAAUGCAACAACUUGCAGGUUAUCCCAUCAGCUGGAACAAGGUUCUCACAGUCUUGCUUUCUUCUCUCAUCAACAGCUUCUGACUUCAGUAGAAAAACUGUUGCAUUAAUUAGUGUGUCAUAAUGUAGAGAGAGGGUUGGACUAGUUAAUGAGUGAGGUGCAUUGCCUGGUCACUAAACUGAGUAUUGCCCCGGCUCAUCCCUGAUUUCAGAGUUGAUCUCCAAAUGCCAAGAGGGAAAAUUAGUCCUUAACACACUUCCUGUGUUGGGAGAAUUAUAAGAGUCUGUCCUAAAGUCUGUCAGUCUUUAUAAUAUUCCUUUAUUCAUCAAACACUAAAGUCUGUGAGGUGAUCUAUGUUCUCAGGUACCUGUGUGACUUCAGCAGUUGGUGAAACGCCUUUUGUGUCUCUGGGUUCAUAAUAUGCCUCAGUUGUGUAAUUGUCAAGUACAGUGACAUCUGUGCUAAGCAAACCAUGGAAGGAGCUGCUGGAAGUCACUUGCUGAGGAGCAGCUCAGGGAAAACCUGAGCAAGGUGCUACCAGGGAUGUGGUCCCCAGAGAACCUGAGGGGUGGCCCUGUGGCAGCUCCCUGGCUUUGCAAAGCAUUCCUGUGGCUCUGGGAUGUUUCUCAUGGCUUUCAAGCUGUAGUACCUGCCUGAGGGAGCAGCAAAUGUUGGACACCCAAAACCUUCAAUGGGGUUGGACUAAUGCUGGCAUUGGGCACAGCAGGUUUUUCUGACCAUGAGGCAGCCCAAGCCCUGUCCCUGACUUGGCUGCUGUCCUUGUUCCAGAUCUCUCUGCUGAUCUUUGAUUAUUACAUUAUUUUCAAUAGAACUCUAACCUGUUCCUUGCUGCAUCUGAGGAAAGCUACAGCAGUUACUGAUUCCUUGUUCUAUGGAUGCUAACACGGGUUGCAGUGUUUGUUUUGGGUUUUUUAUUGUUGUUUUCUGUGAUGUGAAUACCCUCCCUCGAUCUUUGUAUGAUGGUGCUAACACAUUUGGUAACAAUCCUUUAUUAGGAAGGGAUUUCAAAAAACUGUGAUUUUAGCUGAAUUUUUCUUCCUUUUGAUUUUUUUUCAUAUUUAAAAUUAAAAGCCACAGCCAUUUAUACAAAAAAGGCAUCAGCUUUGGCCCCUGGAAAAAUGCUGGGGGCAAGAAUCAAGAAUAAACAAGUGGGUUUUUACAUAAUUUCUGUAUGUAUUUGAUAUAUAGAUCAAUAUCUGUACAAAUUUAAUCUUUUAUUUUCUUUGUAAUUUGUGUGGUCACUGAGGGAGUAUUUAAAGCUUUCUCAUGCAAUGUACAUAACUCAGUGAAAAAAUGCUUUUGGAAAAAUUAAUGUUACUUUCAUUUUUACAAGACUGCGGAUUUUCAGCAUGGAUGUGAAAAGCAUUAAAUCAUAACUUUGUGUACAAGAUAAAAAUAAUUCACUAAAUUUGCCUUUUUUACACAAAAUAAAAAUGAUUAAAAGUCUU